GCGGACAGGAGGCGUGUAAGAAUAACGCGAUGAUUGGCUGGGGAUAAUUCGACGCAGCACCAACAUAAACACGGACAAUCAGAGAGACUGCAGAGAAAGUUGAACAAUGUCGUUACGAGGCAUUUUUAAGAUUAUUCACCGCUCUUAUUUCGGGACAUUGCACUCACGUUUCCCUUUAAGCAGAUAUUUUAUAAAAUCAUCCUCAGCUUCUCACACACACUAUAGUAGCAGCAGUACAGAGGGCAUCAGCCGCUAUCCUGUACCCAAUAAGAAAAAUCUGCCUUUUGAUAUUGUUGAGCUGAUGGAGGAAGUUGAAGAGAAGGGUGGAUUUCUCCCCAACGUGUUCAAGGUUCUGUCUCAUCGUCCUGCUGAGUUUCGUGCUUUCUUUUCUUAUUAUAAUGCCCUUAUGAACAAGGAAACUGGUGGUCUGUCAAAAGCGGAUCGGGAACUGAUUGUUGUCGCAACAAGUGCUCACAAUCACUGCUUGUAUUGUGUCGUAGCCCACAGUGCAUUGCACCGCAUCUAUUCCAAAAAACCUAUGCUGGCUGACCAGGUUACAGUGAAUUACAAAGUUGCCGAGCUAACAGCCCGUGAGCGAGCAAUGCUUGACUUUGCUUUGGCAGUAUGCAGGAGCGAAACAACAACUGAAGAACAUUUCAGCACCCUGGAGACUCAUGGAUUUGACCGUGAAGAUAUUUGGGACAUUGCUGCCAUUGCUGCUUUUUUUGCCAUGUCCAACCGCUUGGCCCAUCUGACUGAUAUGAGACCUAAUACAGAGUUCUACAGUAUGGGCCGAGUGCCAAAAGAUAAAGCAAAAAAGUCUGACGGGAGCGCGAAAGGGGAUUAGGAUAAUGUCAGGUUAAUUUUUCACAACAUUAGAUAAAUACAAAAAUAUGCCUUUCAAAAUGUCACCCCUUUCUGACACUUGCACUACUGUAUGCACCUUUUGGUUUUGUGGUAUUGUGAUUGAUACUAAAAUACAGUUACACACAAAAUGAAUGGCUUUUUUAAGUAUUAUCUGUCAGUCUUUGAAUUCAAUGUCUCUUUUUGUCAGCCUAAAUUUUUGGGAUUUGCUUUUUUUAUUAGAAGGAGAAUAUCUGAAUAUCCAGUUGCAGAAAUACAGUCCUGAAUAAAACAUAAUUUGAUAAAAA
Misgurnus anguillicaudatus (oriental weatherfish) is the source of this 1151-nucleotide messenger RNA. RefSeq lists its product as uncharacterized. NCBI's taxonomy places the organism in Eukaryota, Metazoa, Chordata, Actinopteri, Cypriniformes, Cobitidae. The record is from RefSeq and is a predicted model, not a curated record. Gene Ontology annotation, molecular function: peroxiredoxin activity.